Melospiza georgiana is the source of this 609-nucleotide messenger RNA. It is a transcript of the gene IFFO2, whose product is annotated as intermediate filament family orphan 2. The record is from RefSeq and is a predicted model, not a curated record. The transcript has a single exon. The coding region runs from base 1 to 609 and encodes 202 amino acids. NCBI's taxonomy places the organism in Eukaryota, Metazoa, Chordata, Aves, Passeriformes, Passerellidae.
AUGAACUCGCUGCUCUUCGGGGAGAUGGCCCGCGCCUUCUCCCCCACCGCCGCCGCCGCCGCCGCCUCCUCCUGCCCGCUGGGCCCCGGCGGCGGCGGCCCCGCGGCGGCCGGGGGGGGCCCGCCGGUGACGGCGGCACUGCGGAACGACCUGGGCUCCAACAUCCACCUGCUCAAGGGGCUGAACGUGCGGUUCCGCUGCUUCCUGGCCAAGGUGCACGAGCUGGAGCGGCGGAACCGGCUGCUGGAGAAGCAGCUGGCGGCCCAGCAGAGCGAGCGCGACCGCCGGCUGCGCUACAAGACCUUCUCCCGGGACCAGGCGGUGCAGACGGACGGCGGGACCCCGCCGCUGGUGCCGCCGCCGGGCCCCGGGCACGGGCCGCUGCCGUCGCCGCCGCACUACGGGCGCCUGCCCGGCACCAUCUGGAGCUACACCCAGGUGCGGCGCACCGGCGGCGGCGGCCUGGAGACCGUGCAGGGCCCCGGCGUGUCCUGGGUGCACCCGGACGGCGUCGGGGUGCAGAUCGACACCAUCACGCCCGAGAUCCGCGCCCUCUACAACGUGCUGGCCAAAGUCAAGCGGGAGCGUGACGAGUACAAGAGGAAGUGA